AUGGCCACAAAACAAAUCCUUAGAGCUCAGUUACGCUCGUAUCCUGCAAAUGGUCACUCUGCGUACCUACCACAGGUCAGGAAAAUAGUAUUAGAAUACUGCCAGAAACUUCCUUCUUCCGCCAACACCCGUACUUUCAUCUCAAAUGACCUCCAGCGUGUUGCAUGGCAGAACCCACACGUAGAAUUCGUGGUCAAGCAGCGCAACGGUCAUGAACCAAUAGCAAGGGGAUUUUAUGUUAAUAGCCGUGACAAGGUCAUUCCAUUGCAGGAGUUCGAAGUUAAUGGUGUGGAGAAAAAAGUUCAACUACUCCUCGACUCCUCGGGCGCGAAAAUAAAGCAGCUCAAGAAGGGCCGUAUUGUGGAGAGUACGACAGAGGCCGCAAGAGGUAUCUGGAGCGGGCUGCAUGUUGACACCCCGUUCAAAAUAUAG
This is a messenger RNA of Suillus subalutaceus, 432 nucleotides long. Its product is annotated as thioredoxin-like protein. The transcript has 2 exons. NCBI's taxonomy places the organism in Eukaryota, Fungi, Basidiomycota, Agaricomycetes, Boletales, Suillaceae. Bases 1 to 432 code for a protein of 143 amino acids. The record is from RefSeq and is a predicted model, not a curated record. Gene Ontology annotation, cellular component: mitochondrial large ribosomal subunit. Gene Ontology annotation, molecular function: structural constituent of ribosome. Gene Ontology annotation, biological process: mitochondrial translation.